AUGGCGUCGAAGGCUAUGCCAAUUGCAACCGUUCUAUUGAGAAUUUUCACUAUUUUAUUCGCAGCUGGAUGUGUGGUGGUUCUGAUCCUAGACAAGACUACAGACGUUGAUGGCAGCAAAGUAACAUUCAAGAAUGUCAUUGCCUACAGGUAUGUGCUGGCCACCGCUGUUGUUGGAGCGGCCUAUUCCAUUUUGCAGUUACCUUUCGCUAUAUAUUAUGCUUGCACUGAAAAGAGGCUCAUUCGCGGUGGUUUCUUGCCAGCCUUUGAUUUUUAUGGGGACAAGGUGAUGGCCUUUCUUCUGGCCACGGGUGUCGGUGCUGGUUUCUUGGUCACUGUGGAGCUGAAAGAAUUUCUGGGUGAUUUGUUCAACGAAUUUGGGGCAGAUUUGAAAGAUUCUCCGUUUGAAAGUUUCUUCAACAAGGGAUAUCUGGCGGUGAGUCUUCUGGCAGGAGCAUUCUUAUGCAUGGCUGUUCUUUCAGUUUUUUCCUCUCUCCAGCGAACCACCAUCAGCGGCAGAGGUUUCUUCCGAUGAGAUUUUAUCAAA
Messenger RNA from Theobroma cacao (cacao), 546 nucleotides. Its product is annotated as CASP-like protein 4D1. The record is from RefSeq and is a predicted model, not a curated record. NCBI's taxonomy places the organism in Eukaryota, Viridiplantae, Streptophyta, Magnoliopsida, Malvales, Malvaceae.